Ruditapes philippinarum (Manila clam) is the source of this 1286-nucleotide messenger RNA. RefSeq names its product proline-serine-threonine phosphatase-interacting protein 1-like. Gene Ontology annotation, cellular component: cytoplasm; actin filament; plasma membrane. The record is from RefSeq and is a predicted model, not a curated record. Gene Ontology annotation, molecular function: actin filament binding. Gene Ontology annotation, biological process: actin filament polymerization. NCBI's taxonomy places the organism in Eukaryota, Metazoa, Mollusca, Bivalvia, Venerida, Veneridae.
UCUAUGUUCCUGCCAUGGAUGGUGGUUGGCUUAUUGUACCCUUAAAAUAAUCGGAUAAGUGAUCUCUAUCAAAUUUUGAGUAGAACAGAUCGAAAAUAUUCUAAAAAUAGACCUACAUAUACAUAAGUUACCAGUAAAUAUGAUCUGUUCAGUUGUAUAUUAGUAUAUUGAGUGUAUACCCGAGAAAGUUGCUUUAAAUUUAAAAGGUCAGUUACGUAUCGAUAUUAGAGGAAGUUAUUUUAAACGCUCAUCGUUUUCAAUAACAAUACGCACAGACGCUCGCACAAGAUAACGACGUUUUGUUGCAGAUUAUUUUAAUCAAUAGCAAGAUUAACAACAAUUAAAACUACUAUACGAUUUCAAGUUAAAUUACAUUAAAGUUUUUGUGAACACAAGUGUUAUCUAUAGAUCUAUGUAAAUUUAGUGUGGGGAAAAAGUCAAUUUCAACAUGGGACCAAGAUUUGCAGAUUCAUUUUGGGAGACAGAUUUUAAUGGAACGCUCGGUUUUGAUCUGUUAUGCAAGAGAAUCAGAGAGGGCCAGAAAGUUUGUAAAGACAUUGAAGACUUUUUAAAAAAGAGGGCAAAGGCAGAUAUACAGUACAGCAAAUUGUUGCGAAGUAUAGCUAGAUCAGCGGACGGAAAAGAGGAAAUCGGAGAUUUGGGGCUUAGUUGGCAAGAACUCAAGAAUGAAACUGAAAAGACCGCCAAUUUUCACGAGUCGUCUGCGGCAGAACUAAACAAAUUAGCAGACGAGAUUUCACGCUUUACAGACACAACGAGAUCGGAAUCAAAACAGGUUGAAGACAGAGUAAAAGAGAAACAGAAACUAAAGAAAAAUGCGCACAACAGACUACAAGAGCUUCAAAAGUCCUACCAUGAGAAAUGCCGAGACAUGAUUCAACAAGAAAACCAGCUUGAUACAGCCAGAUCUUCAGUAACAGUCCCCAUAAAAGAACUUGAAAAGUUGAAGGCCAAGGUUGACAAAAGCCGGGAAGCAAUGGAUAAAUCAGACGGCUUAUAUAAACAGUCGGUAGAGUAUUUAGAGCAGGCCCGUAUCAACUGGGAAACAGACAUGGAAGAAGGGUGUCAGCUUUUCCAACAACUUGAAGAAGAUCGGAUAUAUAAAUUACGUGAUAUUUUAUGGAAGUGUACAAAUAUUGAUUCACAAGUCUGUGUUGACUGUGACGAGAGUUGUGAGAUAGUUCGGCAGUGUUUAGAGAAAUGUGAUAUCCAGAAAGAAAUGCUUGAUUACAUUCAAACAAACAUGACCGGAACCGUUCGACCAG